CGGUAGAGUUAACUGAUGUCUGGUAAGACCGCAGGAGGUGUCUGGAGGUCAUAGUACAGUUUAGACCCUGGAUGAGGCUGCAUUCGGCUAUUUUACCCUUUUGACUUAAGCGGCCUCUUCCGAGGAAACGGCUCCUAAAAAUAAGGGAUCACAGGGACCGGCCGCGAGCACGCAAUCUUGACUACAGUACUCGUACACUUAUCUUUAACAGAUGCCACACCUGCUCCAGACCGCCAUUCACUAGAGUUCAUUCUGCGGAAGGUUGACAGAUCAUUGGACCAAUUUGAGCGCGACAUACCCCCACGAAGUACUCACGCUACAAUCUGAUUUGUUUGCGAUCCUCAUCAGGAGGCCACUUCUCACAGGCGUCUCGAUUACAUGUGGCCCCCCUUCUACGAGAGCCAGUGACACCCUCCUGAAAACACCGCAUGGAUGACCACCACCGCCGCCUCCGAUAGCAGCGAUUCCACGGCGGGCGACCACCUCAUCUACACUCCCUCCGGCACCGAGUCGCCUCUGCCUUUUGUCUCCAAAACCCUCAACCCUCACUCGCACCCAUCCACCGCGCGUCCUCCGAGCCCCGUACGUCUAAAGUCUUUACCGUCUGCAAUCAAACACGAAUUCCGAGCCGAACACCAGGGAGAAUUUCACUUUGACACGAAUGUCGAGGAGGAGGACGAAGAAGACGAAGACGAAGACGACAUGUCUGUAAAACCCUCGAUGCACCGGCCUACGGGCCCGCACUCCCAUGUCCCCCUUCUAGCAGAGGACAAACUAGAAAGCAGAGGACGACCAGACGGUCCCAGUCCACGAGGCUCGCAAAGAUUACGCACCACACAAUCCUUCGCGUCCCACCGAAGUACAUUCCGCUCCAGAUCCCCUUCGUAUGCGCAGCCCGAGGAUGUAGUCCGGCGGAAAUAUAUGUACGCCUCGUUCUUCCUUGUCUUGAGUCUGGUAUCAUUUGUCGUCCAGACCGAGACGGCAGUAUAUAUCCAGCAUGACCUCGGAUGGGACAAAGCAUAUUGCAUGAUGUACCUGACACAUGGGUCGUGGAUAUUUCUGUGGCCCAUACAACUCGCCAUUAUACGCAUACAAAAACGCAAAUUGAGUUGGGCGGCGUUUUGGCGGCGGCAUGUCCAACUGGUCACGACAACAGCACAAAUGGUCGAGAGUCAUGAUCUUGGAGCCGCAGCGGGAACCAGAUCAGUCAGUCCGUGGUCUUAUAUGAUCAAGACCACGGCGUUUAUUACUACAUUUCUCACAAUGGCCGGUGGGUCGUGGUACGUCGCUGUCAAUUUGACCAGUCCCUCAGAUCUGACCGCGAUAUACAACUGUUCCGCGUUCUUCGCGUAUGUAUUCAGCAUUAUGCUGUUGCACGACAAACUGAGGUUCGACAAGGCGUUGAGUGUCGGUCUAGCGAUUGUCGGUGUGUUGGUCGUCGCGUAUGGAGAUAAAGAGGAGGCUGUACCGGGUAAGGAGAAGGGUCCUGGGUCGAAACUUUUGGGCAAUGUUGUCAUUGGGAUCGGGAGUGUGGCAUAUGGAUUCUACGAGGUUUUAUACAAGCGCUUCGCAUGUCCGCCUGAGGGGACGUCUCCUGGCAGGGGCAUGAUCUUUGCGAAUACCUUUGGGAGUAUGGUCGGGUUGUUCACGCUAUGUGUGCUUUGGAUACCAUUGCCCAUCUUGCACUUCACGGGCCUUGAGAAGUUUGAAUUUCCGACCGGAAGGGCAGCGGGACUGUUGGCCAUUUCCACACUGUCGAAUGCCGUGUUCUCGGGAUCAUUCCUGGUGCUUAUGAGUUUGACAAGUCCUGUGUUGAGUUCAGUGGCGGCUCUGUUGACGAUUUUCUUGGUCGCGAUUACCGACUGGAUCAUUACUGGGAAACCGCUGAGUGGCGCGGCGAUGGUGGGCGGCGCGUUGAUCGUCGUGGCGUUCGCGAUGUUGAGUUUUGCGACGUACAAGGAGAUGAAGGAGGAAGAGAGGGCUCGGGAGGAGGAUGAGAACAAGAUUUUUGAUGAUGAGGAUGAAGAUGAAGAUGAUGGCGAGGAGGAGAUGGAUGAGCUUGGACGGAGGGGGAGCUAGGAGUCAUCACCUCCUGUGACCCA
Molecule: messenger RNA, 2102 nt
Organism: Exophiala viscosa
Lineage: Eukaryota; Fungi; Ascomycota; Eurotiomycetes; Chaetothyriales; Herpotrichiellaceae
Exons: 1
Coding region: 433-2079 (548 amino acids)
Source: RefSeq, a predicted model, not a curated record